This is a messenger RNA of Drosophila eugracilis, 403 nucleotides long. Its product is annotated as protein midgut expression 1. The transcript has 2 exons. The record is from RefSeq and is a predicted model, not a curated record. NCBI's taxonomy places the organism in Eukaryota, Metazoa, Arthropoda, Insecta, Diptera, Drosophilidae. Bases 91 to 357 code for a protein of 88 amino acids.
UAUGCCCAAGUAUCCCACAGCGCUUGCUGUCAUAUUUCUUUCUUAAAAAGUUUCUACAUAUACAUAAAACAAAUAACACACACAGCAAUUAUGUGUCUGCGAUUAAUCGGAAGUGCUCUCUGUUGCUGUUGCAAAUUGGGUCUCAAAUGCUUAAUAUGUUUUGCCUGUUCCGGGCUCGGUGUCCUGGCCAUAGUAGCUCUCAUCGUUUACUUUUGCUUCUUUUACAACAAAUCAGAGGUUACCACAGUAAAGCCUUCCGAUUCUGAUUCCACUACUCUGGGGGAUAUUGAAAAAUCCGUCACGAGUGCCCCAUCGCUAAUCAAAUCUUAUCUUCACCAACUAAUAGAUAGAUAUUGAUAUGUACAUUAGUGAAAUCAAUAAAACGAACUACUCCCCUUCCAAA